Molecule: messenger RNA, 2260 nt
Organism: Chlamydomonas reinhardtii
Lineage: Eukaryota; Viridiplantae; Chlorophyta; Chlorophyceae; Chlamydomonadales; Chlamydomonadaceae
Exons: 4
Coding region: 116-1681 (521 amino acids)
Biological process (GO): peptidyl-lysine monomethylation
Molecular function (GO): protein-lysine N-methyltransferase activity; protein binding
Source: RefSeq, a predicted model, not a curated record
GCAAACUUUCAUACUAUAAGUGCUGGGCACGCCCAAGGCGCCUCUUGCGUCUCGGAAAGGGAUGCUGCAAGAUUCGGCGGCUCGGAGGCAGCGGGGCUUGCAAGCCGCCGACAACAUGCGCAGCCAAUACUUGCUUAACACACGCCGGUGGGUGGUUCGCCUUGCCGAUCAGUGCAGCCAGCGCGCGAGCCUUACGGUGAGCGCGCAAGCCGCCGCCGCAAACGAGCCAGUCACUGAUCUACCGGAGCUAGUAUCUUGGGUCUUGCACCGAGGAGGUCGAGUGGAUGGCGCAACGCUCGCGAACCUGGCUGGGCGCGAUGGCGGCAGCGGCUGGGGGCUGAAGUGCACCAGAGACGUGCAGCAAGGGCAUCGGCUCAUCACGCUGCCGAACGCAGCGCACCUGACCUACGGCGCCAACGACGAUCCUCGGCUCCUGGCUCUGAUCGAGAAGGUGCCCUCAGAGUUGUGGGGCGCUAAGCUGGCGCUCCAGCUGAUCGCUCAGCGGCUUCAGGGGGGCGAGUCGCAGUUUGCCUCGUACGUGGCGGAGCUACCCAAGGGCUUCCCCGGCAUCCCCGUGUUCUUCCCCCGCACCGCGCUGGACAUGAUCGACUACCCACCCUGCUCGCAGCAGGUGAAGAAGCGCUGCAAGUGGCUGUACGAGUUCAGCACUGAGGUGCUGGCCAGACUGCCGGGUAGCCCCGAGGACCCCUUCGGCGGCGUGGCGGUGGACAUCAACGCCCUGGGCUGGGCCAUGGCGGCGGUGAGCUCACGUGCCUUCCGCACGCGCGGCCCCACACAGCCCGCCGCCAUGCUGCCGCUGAUCGACAUGGCCAACCACACCUUUAGCCCCAACGCCGAGGUGCUGCCGCUUGAGGGCGGCGGCGGCGCGGUGGGCCUGUUUGCGCGGCGGGCCAUUACUGAGGGCGAGCCGCUGCUGCUGAGCUACGGCCAGCUGUCCAACGACUUCCUGUUCAUGGACUAUGGCUUCAUCGUGGAGGACAACCCGUACGACUCUGUGCAGCUGAGGUUCGACGUCAACCUGCUGCAGGCCGGCGCGCUGGUGGCCAACGUGAGUGAUGCACUGGGCGCCCCCCUGGACCUGGCGCCCCGCACCUGGCAGCUGCAGCUGCUGGCCGAGCUGGGGCUGGUGGGCCCAGCCGCCAACACCGAGCUCAACAUCGGCGGCGGCGGCCCGGGCGCUGAGCUGCUGGACGGGCGGCUGCUGGCGGCGGCGCGCAUCAUGGUGGCGCGGGCCGAUGGCGAGGUGUCGGGGCGCGGCGUGGAGCGGCUGUGUGCUGUGGACCGACCGCUGGGUCGGGACAACGAGCUGGCGGCACUGCGCACUGUGGGCGGCGUGCUGGCGUUUGCGCUGAGCAAUUUUGCAACCACCCUGGACCAGGACAAGACACUGCUGGCGGGGCAGCCCGUGGCGGUGCCGCAGGCGGGCGGGGUGGGCGAGCGCGAGCUGCCACCCCUUGCCAGUGAGGACGAGGCUCUGGCGGUGCGGUUCCGGCUGGAGAAGAAGAAGAUCCUCAGCCGGGCGCUGCAGCGGGUGGGCGCAUUAAGUCAGGCGGCCGCGGGCAACAGCGAGCUGAGGCAGACGGCAGGCUCUGCAGCAGCAAAGAAGGGCAGCAAGCCGGCGCCGGCCACUGGCAAGGGCUUCGGCUCCAAGAAGCGGUGAAAGCCAGCUGUGUACAAACGAAACGACUUGUAUGAUAACGCAGCGUUUUUUGUGAGGGCAUGCGAACUCCCAUUAUUAUUGAGGGACAUGCCGCGCUUAUUCUUUUGCAAAAUUGAUACGGUAUCGACGGUUGAGCGGCUUUGGAAAUAGAGCUGGAUGCCACCCGGUGUGCUGGGCCUGGUGUUCCCGAGCGGUCUGAAGGACCUGCACAUGUCGUUUGUUGUGCGCGUGUGCUCCUUGAUCGCUUGGAGGCAGUGGGUUAGCACAAGCUAGUGGCAUUGGGGCUGUUGCCGACACUAAGAAUGUGCAGAACGGGUUUCGACUGGCUAUGACUUUGAACCUGGCCGUUACCCUGUCCCAUCGCAUGGUGUGUUCAGGUGUGUUUUAUGACUUAUGACCCGAUGCCUCCUCUUCAACCCCAACGCCCACUGCAGCCAUGCCAUUUACGGUAUGCCCACCACCACAAGACGCACAUGUCCAUCCCUUUGGAGUCCAGCUGACCAGCUCAGCCAACCGAUGCGGAACAGCGGAUGUCCGGCUCCCAUCUUGAGCUGCGUGCCAGCCCAUCGGCUAUGCUAU